This is a messenger RNA of Pristis pectinata (smalltooth sawfish), 4744 nucleotides long. RefSeq names its product fibronectin type III and SPRY domain containing 1-like (gene fsd1l). The coding region runs from base 4 to 1578 and encodes 524 amino acids. The transcript has 13 exons. Lineage: Eukaryota; Metazoa; Chordata; Chondrichthyes; Rhinopristiformes; Pristidae. Gene Ontology annotation, molecular function: protein binding. The record is from RefSeq and is a predicted model, not a curated record.
CGCAUGCGCAUCGGGGGUCCCCCCGCGGUGAGGAGGCUCGGGCGUCACCUGGGUCACGGAGAGCGGCGGCUGGUCGGCGGAGCCAUGGACUCGCAGCGGGAAGAAUUGCAAAGGAUAAUCUCAACACUGGCAAACAAAGAUGAUGAAAUACAGAAUUUCAUUGAAACGUUGAACCACACUUUAAAAAAUGUUCAGGUCAAUACUGCCAAGGUGCUGUUAGACUUAGAACAAGAAUUUGGUGCUCUCCAGUCCACCCUGGAUGAAAUGAAGGACAGUAUGACAAACAAGAUCAAGCAAGAACAAGCAUAUAAGAGUCAGGAACUUCAGAACCAACUGACCAUAUGCAGCAAUGCAUUGGAAGGUUCAGAGGAGCUGUUGGAAUAUGCAAAUAGGACGCUGAGCACAAAGGACACUGAAGCUUUCACUAAGGCUGCCAAGCAGAUCAAAGAUAGGGUAACAAUGGCUCCUGCAUUUCGACUAUCUUUGAAACCAAAGAUUAGUGACAACAUGACUCAUUUGAUGGUUGAUUUCUCCCAGGAAAAGCAAAUGCUGAAAUCACUAAAAUUUUUACCAGUCCCACGAGCUCCUGAGAUAGACCUGGCUGACUGUUUGGUUGCUGAUAAUUGUGUGACUGUAGCAUGGAGCAUGCCAGAAGAUGAUAAAAAGAUUGAUCACUACAUAUUAGAAUAUAGAAAAACCAACUAUGAAGGACCUCCUAGAGUUAAAGAAGAAAGGAGCUGGGACAUCAUUGAUAACAUCAAGACUGCUGAAUACACACUCUCAGGAUUAAAGUUUGAAUCCAAAUACAUGAAUUUUCGAGUAAGGGCAUGCAAUAAGGCUGUGGCAGGAGACUAUUCUGAACCAAUAACCUUGGAAACAAAAGGUUUCAACUUUAACUUUGAUGCUACAACUUCACACCAGAACUUAAAAGUUGACGAUUUUAAUGUUGAAUGGGACUCUUCAGGAGGAAAAGGGCAGGAGAGUAAAAUAAAAGGAAAAGAAAAUAAGGGCAGAAGUGGUACACCAUCACCAAAAAGGACAUCCAUGUCCUGCAGACCAGGAUCUGGAAGAAGUAACAGAGAUCGUUUUUCUGGUGAAUCAUAUACAGUAUUAGGAGACGCAGUCGUAGAAAGUGGGCAACAUUAUUGGGAAGUGAAGCCUCAAAAAGACUGUAAAUCCUAUAGUAUAGGAGUGUCUUACAGAAAUCUUGGCAAGUUUGAUCAGCUGGGGAAGACUGUUACAUCAUGGUGUGUUCACGUUAACAACUGGCUGCAGGCAUCCUUUGCUGCUAAACACAACAACAAAGCUAAAGCCAUGGACGUGCAGGUUCCAGACAAAAUAGGCGUAUACUGCGACUAUGAUGGAGGUCAAAUUUCCUUUUAUAAUGCUGAUACGAAGCAAUUAUUACAUACUUUCAAGACAAAAUUUACUCAACCAGUAAUUCCAGCAUUUAUGGUCUGGUGUGGUGGCCUAAGCUUGUACACAGGACUCCAAGUACCAAGUAUUAUAAAGUCCUUCCAGAAGGGCGAUGGCGGAUUGAGUGGCUCUGCAAACAGUUUAAUUACUCUUGCUCAGUAACCAAGUGCGUGAGACUAACCUACAUGGAGUGGUGUGAUUUUUAGUUUUUCACUGAUUUGAAAAUCUGUCAUACUAGCAAUGGAAGCUUGGAUACGAUGGACCAAUCCCACUCUGUUUCUUCUUGUGCACCCAGUUACGGCAGAAAUUUCCAGUGUGUACUAGACACGUGCUGAAUCGUAACUCAGGGUUACAUCCAUAGUCAACCAUGUCCAUGUUUUCAUGAAUUUCAAAAACAGACAUUUCUGUAUAGUUUACAUGCACUACUUCAGGUUUUUAUCCUCUGUGUGCACUCUGUACUCAUGCCAUUAUUCCUUUAGCUAGAAGGAACAUGUAAAAAUCACAAAAAGAACUAAAUUGAUUCUUUUGCUUGGCUUAUAAAACUGACCUAGAGGUAUGAUGGAGAAAUGUAUCAUUCCUCCUUUUGGGUGGGAUAAUUUGGCUAGAAUGCCAGGAAUUGAUUGUCUUUUGGAAUUGGAAUGUUUGGUAAUCAGGCUGAAUGCAAUGAUUGCACAAAACUAUAAAAACACCAAAGCAUGAUGUUUAAACUUCCCUUUCAGUGUGUAUGUGUUUUAAAGCUGCCUUAUUUAAUGCAACUUGAAGUGUAAAUUAAGGGAAUCUAAAACCACAGAAGAUAAGUAGUUGUUAUAGAAGUGUUUGCUGGCGAGGACUUUUUAUUAAAGCUAAGGGAAUCUGCUAAACACUGCUUAGUAGAGCUGCUUCAUCAUAGUGCAGCACCACAACAGUUACAUUUCCAAACACAUUGGAUUCAGAGUUGGACUUUACCAAUUAACAAAUGGAAUCCUGUAGUGUGCUUCAUGAGCUAUAUUAACUAGCAUUGAGAAUUGUUGAGCCUGUUAAGUGGUAAAUUUGCAGAUCACUUGUGUUAAAAUGUACUGAAGCUGUCAGCAAAGGUGGAAUGACAAUUAGCCUGCCUGAGCUGUGUAAAAAAAAAAGAAACACUAUACCCUCUCUACAACACGGUGUGCAUGCUCGCUGUCUAAUAUUAGUGCCUAUGAAGCCAUGGCUUCUUUAAGUUGUCAGAAAGAUAAAUAUUCUGUAAAAGUCUUGACAUUCAUCCUUAUGGUAUAAUGAAUACAUUCAUCAACUAGUUUCAUAUUGUCCACAUGGUUUCACCAGACAGCAUUAAUCCACUUUAUGAGCCACUUCCAGCAUACCUUUAAUCAUCACCUCCAAUUCAGUCUGUCAAACCAUCUCAUUGAAUUUCUGUUCCCGGGAGUUCUUAGCUCAAAUCUGUAUUCUAUCUCACUGUUCCAUGGGUCAAGACAGGAAACCGAGGGGCCUUGUUUCUCCUGUUAGAACAGGUGAAUCUGAAUUUUGGAUCAAAUUGUAAUUAGUCAUAAAGCGUUUGUCACAUCACAUCUCUGCAAUCGUAGGUUAUUUAACUGAAAAUAAAUGCUAUCGAGCAAAAUGUGAAAGUGAGCAUCAUUUCAAGUAGUCGUAUGCACUUUAAGAAUGUCAAGUAUUUAUUUCCAUUCCAGUUUUUUGCUCUCCACCUUCACCUGGGUAGUUUUUAUUAAUGUUCAAUUUAUUUACUAAAUAAACUUGCAUUACUAUGUUUUGUAAUGGUUCUAAACAGGAUUUGGAUUUACUAGUUUACCUAAAAUAACUUUAAUUCCAGGAUACCAAUUAAGAUAAUAGGGGAGAGAAAUUGGAGGAAUCAUUCAUUUAGAGAUACUGGCAGGGCAAAUGAUUGCUGCUUUACUAGUGUCAGAAGGCAAAUAGCUCACCACUGAAAUAAGUAUUCAUCUUGCUCAAAGGGGUUUUGUCAGAACUGUGAAUUCAGAUUUUCUUUUAAUGAAGCAUAGGAUAUCAAACUGAGGAUUUUUAAAUUGUCAAAAUGAACAUGUUGUAUCCUUGAACCACAAAACAUCAAUAUUGUACAGAUGUUUAAAGGAUUAUCCGCAAAAUCACAUUCUUGAAGUACAAAAUAGUAAUUACAAAUGAUCCUCUCAGCUGUAUUUAAAAAAAAUUACCAAGUGCAGGAUUCAUUUACCUUUGAUUAAUUCUCAUAACUUGUGGAAACUACUGUAUACUGGCACCUACUACAAACUAAAUAUUUGUUGGCAUCUACAGUUUUCAUUGUAUUGAGCAAUAAUUUUGUUAUUUAUUGUCUAUGGUUUAAUUAGGAAAUAUAUCACUUGUACAACAAUAGACUAAUUCCUCCAUUGUUAUUAUCCAAGACUUGAGCAUUAGUCUUUGUCCUAAUAAAACUUGGUUUUAUUUCCAGAAGAAUAAAUGACACUUAGAUAAACAUACCAUUCAAAAUUAUCUUGUCAAUCUUAAAUGCCUCAGAUAUCAAGUUAUCUCUAACCUUACUCCUGUUAAUGUUGAAUAAAUUGAAUAUUUUUAAGACAGUUUAUGCAUUUGGCUUUACAAAAAGGAAGUAUGGUGUUAGCAAUUUUUUGACCUCUUGGAGGUUUUGCACUGGAAGAUGCCAACCGAGAAACCAUUUAUUUCAACUAGAUAUUUACCACUGUAAUUCCGGUAUAACUUGUAUAAGAUCAUCAGAAGGAAGUAUAACAGUACUGUUUUAAACAUAGAUGUCAUGUUUACUGCAACAAGUGUUAUGUUUUGAACUAUGUCGUAUUACAAAUGAUCCUAUUGACUGUCGUAUUGUUGAACUGCAGCAAGUAACUUUGCAUCAUUUUUCUGCGGUGAAUGGGAUCUGUGAUUAUCUUCGUUGCUGUAAAUUCAUAGGAUGUACCUGUUGUUGGCUAGAGUUCUUUAACAUAAGCAAGUGAGCUGUAAUUAUGCAGACUGCAACAAAGCACAGUUAUAAAUGAACAUCGUGUGAUCUUUCGAGAAUGUGUUGCAAAAGUUUACAAAUCUCAUUUAUUCUGUCUUAUAUUUCUCCUGUUCUCCACCAGAUCAUAAUCAAUGCAGAGUUACUAGCUACAUGAUUUAGGUCCUGCUGAGUGAACAAUAUUUGUUUUAAAUUGGGCUUCCUUGUUUUAAUAUAAUGCUUGUUUCUAAUGGCUGAGAUGGAAUAUUCACCAACCCCCAAGACUGUAAACUAGGAAGAGCCUGUGCAACAGAUGUUUGUAAUUUCAAUAGUAGUUUAACUUACUCAGGGUUAGAGAAAUUACCAAAUAUACAGCAAAAAAAAGUAGUAACUAUGCCGUCUACACAAUAAAAACCUGCUUUG